AUGCGACGGGCAAGGGGGUGGAGAAGUGGAUCUUCGCGGCGUGCCACCACAGGGGGGUCCGCCACGCUUCGAGCAGCCGCGCGACAACGGAGGCGCUCUGGCCGCGGGGCUCUUGCCGGAGCGCGACCCGGCCCCGAGGAGCCAGGCCUCGAAGAGAGUGGAGAGGCUGGCGUGCUGGCGGCCGCGACGUGCUCGAGCCUGCCGGCGGCCGCGUGGGAGGGCGCCCUGGCGGCCAUGGCCGUGUGCGGCGUGUUCGCGCCCGUGCUCGCCCUGUCACUGGUGCCGCGCGUCGCGGACGAGCCAGGGUGCGCCUACGGCGCCCUGGACAGCCUGAAGAGCCUCACGCAGGCGGCGGCCACGCUGGCGCUGGGCGAACUGCGGGAGGCGGGCGGCUACAGCCUCGCGCUCGCGUGCUGCUGCGGCGUGCUGGCGGCCGCCGCGGCGCUCGCAGUGGCGCUGGCGAGGGGCGCGGGCAGCCCGGCAGCGGCGCCGAAGGUGGCGCACGAGGACUUGUGCUCGGCCAGGACCUGUGCCCAGAGCUGUGCCCAGAAGACCAGCGCCGCAGCGCUGGUGGCGGCGGGCGUCUGA
Molecule: messenger RNA, 588 nt
Organism: Prorocentrum cordatum
Lineage: Eukaryota; Dinophyceae; Prorocentrales; Prorocentraceae
Source: the annotation of a GenBank genome assembly